AUGUCACAAUCAAAUAACAAAACAAAUGAUGAUUUGUUCUCAAAAGACAUGAUGGUUCAAGUCGAAGAAGAAUCAAAUCAGGGUUAUGAUGGGGAAGAAUUGAUAUCAUCUCUCAAUUCCGAUGACUUACGAGAGGAGCCAACAGAAAAUAUUACGAUCAACAAUACACAAGAAUUGUUAGAAGGCUUGGAAGACAAUUUUGCAGAGUCGGAAGCAGAAAAACCAAAUGCAAGAAAAUUUUCAAAAUAUGAAGAAAAUGAUGAUGACGAAUUUGAAAUACCUGACGAUUUAGAUCUUUCUUCCCCAUCUGACAACCCUUCUAAAAAAAUUAAAUUAACGAACACGAUGGAUUUAUUUAGGGAUGAAGAUUUGGAACUACCUUCUGAAACUUUUGGAUUUGUAAAUGCUUCUACAAUGAAACAAGCUCAGACAGAAAAUUUUGAUCGCACAACACAAAAUGAAGAAAACAAACCUCCAGAAACAUUUGGAUUUGUAUCUGCUUCACGAUCGAAAAAUAUUUAUUCUGCUACGGAUAACAAUGAUAAGGAAAUGCUUCCAGAAACCUUUGGAUUCGUUUCUGCUUCUUACAGGACGCACUUUGAAAAUACUAAUGAAAAUCCACCUGAAACAUUUGGAUUUGUUUCUGCCUCUUCUAACAAACUGAAAUCAAAACCAAGUGACAGCAACAAUGAAGAAAAACCACCAGAAACCUUUGGAUUUCAAAGCGCAUCCAGCAACAGACCUCCAACAGCUUUUGAAUCAUCUCGUUCAACCAUUUUUGAGAAGCCACAAGAAACAUUUGAUUUGUUUCCAACUGAUAACAACAUUUCACAUGAGAGCUCUUCCAAUGAAGAAAGACCUCCAGAGACUUUUGGUUUUACAUGUGCAAGGAACAUGUCCACAAUAGGUGACAAUUUUGAUAAGCCUCCUGAAACAUUUGGAUUUGUAUCAGCCAAACCAAAAGCAACGAAUGGAUUCAUUUCUGCUUCAUCUUCCGAAAUCAUGGAUUACGAAGAAGGAACUACCCUCAAUGAAAAACCACCUGAAACAUUUGGAUUUGUUUCUGCCUCUUCUAACAAACUGAAAUCUAACCAAAACGACAUCAACGAUGAAGAAAAACCACCAGAAACCUUUGGAUUUCAAAGUGCAGCCAACAGCAGACCACCAGAGACUUUUGGCUUUCAAAGAGCUAACUCUGAAAGUUUAAAGCUUCAUGCUGAACGACCAAACGAAACAUUUGGUUUUAUUUCAGCAUCCAAAGAAGAACCACUACCUUCAGAAACAUUGGGAUUUGUUCGAGCAAGUUCCAACAACGAUGCAGGUGAUCUUCCAAAAGAAACUUUUGGGUUUCAACGUGCAAAUUCUUCGCAAUUUGACAAACCUCCUCCAACUGAAGCGUUUGUUUCUGCCUCUUCCCAUAAACCAUUCAAAACACCUUCUAAAACCACAAUCACAGCCAAACAAUCACCACUGGCUACAUCUGAACAAUUUGCCACUCCUGUGAAAGCUGCAUCUAGCACUCCUAAGAGAAGCAUUAAGACCCCAUUUGCCUCUUAUUUAUCAGAUCAGAAAAAAGAAACACCAACCAACAGAGUUUUAGAAACUACAAAGAAAAAACAGAAAAAGUUUAAAACACCUAUCAAAUCUGAGAAGCUGUUUGAAGAAGCAACGAAAAGAGAGCGAGAACGUGCAACAGCCAUCAAGUCAGGUCCAAAUAAGAUCAUCAAGUCUGAUACAACACCCAUUAAGCCACCCAAUUGGGUUCCUGUUAAAAAGUCAUUAGAAGAAAGAAAGUCAGAAAAUUCAUCAAAACCUCGAAAGAUGCAAUUACUUGGUGAUUGCAAACAGCUUCCAAUUGAGAGUUUACGUAAUAUGUUUAGUGUCUCUCAAGAGGUUGUUUCCAUGAAUUGCACUGAUGCCAAGAAAUUCAAAUUCACAACAAAUUCUCACAAGAUUUCUCAAGAAUUGCUACUUUCAAUUCAGGAAGAAAAUGAAGGAAAGCCUGUCACAGAGAUUGGUCCUGAACAAUUCCAGCAGUUAUUGCAUAAAUUUGGAGCUAAAAAAGAGGUCACCAAAAUUGAAUGGGUAGAAAAUCAUUUUCGAUGGAUUGUAUGGAAACUUGCAUCCAUGGAUAGAACAUUUCCAAAGGAUUCAUCCUUUCCAUUUUUAACUCCUGAAAAAGUUUUAGGUCAACUUGUUUAUCGAUACAACGUUGAAUAUUGCAUGGGAAAAAGAUCUUGUUUAAAACAAAUCGCAGAAAAAGAUGUACCUCCAGGUCAUUACAUUGUAUUGGUAGUGGCUUCUUUAAAUAUUUCUGAAUCAUCUGAUACCAAUAGCGACUCUAAAAUUAUAGAACUGAGCGAUGGUUGGUACAGUAUGAAAGCAAAAUUAGAUGAACCUCUCACACGAUAUGUGGAAUGGAUGAAAAUCAAGGAAGGACAAAAACUGAAAAUUGUUGGAGCCAAUUUUACAGAAAAUUUUGAAGCCGCUCCACCAUUAGAGUUGCCAAGUAAUGCCUGUCUAAAGCUGUGUGUCAAUGGCGUCAAGAAGGCAAAAUGGGACGCCAUGCUAGGAUUUCAAUAUCGACAGAAGCCAUUUAAAACAUCAUUUAAAAGUAUUCAAGCAGAGGGAGGAAACAUCCCGUACAUGAGAGCAAUUGUAAAAAGAGUGUAUCCAGUCAAGUAUUUUGAAAAACAAUCUGAUGGAACUACAAUUGUGAGAACUAAAGCGUCUGAAGAUCAUGCAGCCAAUAUCGCUGAAAAAGAAAAGGAAAGAAUCAGUUCUAAUUUAUUUCAAACAUAUUAUGAUGAAGAAAAGAGAAAACGAAAAGGGUCCAAAUCUACGAUUACAACACCCAUUAGGAGAAUUUAUGAAGGAUCCACUCUCUACAACAUUUUACAAUCAACAAAAGACGAAAUGAGUUUUUAUGCACAAUUGGAUGAGAAUCAAAGAGAAAUACUCACUUCUUAUCAACAACAAGUGGAAAGUGAUAUUUGCACAACGGUUAAUAAUAGAAUCACUGAGUAUAUUGCAAACGAUCCAAAAUUAAAUCGAGAAGUUUCCUCAAUGCUCUCAGUGAAAUUGGGAGAUUGUUGUCCAUACCUUAAAAACCCAGAAACUACUCUAAAUGAUCGAGAAAUAAUGUUAACUCUGUGGAAGACUGAUGAAGAUUCUGAACUUUUUCAAGAAGGAAAUAUUUUAGACAUCUACAAUUGCAGACCUUCAAAGCAAUCGGGAAAUCAAGUGAUGAAAUCCAUUACUACUGUAUCUUUUACAAAAAUUGAAAUAUUCAAAAGCCACAAAGAUCUCACAGAAGAAGAAAUGACAAAAUAUUUCUAUAUUCCAAGAAAAUGUUUUACGAUGAGUGAAAUGAAAGACCCUGAAAAACGAAAUGGAAACAAUGAAAUAGAUUUUGUUGGAAUUUUAAUUCACUCAAAAGAAAUUGAACAAAAGGAGAGAGACUAUACUUUACAUUUAUUAUUCUUUGUGGAUAAUACAUGUUUUGAGAAUGAGAGCAAACCAACUAUUCUUCAACUUACAUACAUUGAAUCUGCAAAAAGACAGUUUAGAUGGCUCCUUUCGGAGAAUAAGGUUUACUUUUUAUCGAAUAUUGUUUUCUCUGAAUUUGAUGAAAAGAAUGGCAGAAUCAAAUGUCAUGCAAAAGACAAUGCUUCAAUUUCAGAAAGAGCAAACAAAUUUUAUUUCAGACAACAAGCAAUAGAAGUGAAUAAUUUCUUUAAAUCAAACAAGAACAAAAUUUUACCCCUCGUAGAACUUGUGAAUCAAUACAAUCCAAGGGAAGAGUUUGAUUUUUCAACACCUCGUAAAAUGAUGAACAUGGAAGAUGAAAUAAUUGAAGAGGACAUCAGCUGCAAUAUUAUCAUCAACAAUGAAUGUCAAAUGCAUGUGACAUUAUUAGAUACUGUUUACAAUACCUUAGAAAGCUAUUCUUAUCCAAAUGCACAAACAGGAAGCAAUACCACCUACCGAAAAGCAGAUGAUGUAUAUUCGUAUUUUGUGAAGUUAUAUAUUGAUGCCCAAGGAUACUAUACCAUCAAAUUUACAGAGGACAUGUUCGACAAGCUCAUUCAUGCACUAUUUUUUGAAGAAUCGAAUCACCUUGAUGACCUCGCUGAAAUGGACAUGAAUGAACACAUACCAUCAUGGAUGAAACUUCUCGUUAAAGAAGGAAAAAUACAAGACAUAUCAACAGAUGAAACAACAAGCUCUUCAGAAGCGGUAUCAGUUCUCAACUCGGAAAAGUUACUGCAAGCCAGGUUAAAACUCUUUUCAUCAGGAAAUGUAAAUUCACUCACACAGUUAUGUCGAUGUAUUUUGGUUGGUACAAAGUUUGUGAACACCGAAGAGGAAUUACUUGAUGUUUCAGAGGAUGUUUUCAAGAGUCUGUUGUUGUGUACUCCUUCCGAAUGGAACGCAUUGAUGAUUCACUUAACUCAGACGCUAUGCGGGUCCUUAUUGAAAUUCAAAUUAACAAGUCCUGAGAAGGAAGUAAUGGAUGUAUCUUGUGUUUUGAGAGGAUUCUGUGGUCUUGAUGACAUUAUGGACGAACUUUGA
Molecule: messenger RNA, 4575 nt
Organism: Naegleria lovaniensis
Lineage: Eukaryota; Heterolobosea; Eutetramitea; Acrasida; Naegleriidae
Exons: 2
Coding region: 1-4575 (1524 amino acids)
Biological process (GO): double-strand break repair via homologous recombination; regulation of DNA-templated transcription
Source: RefSeq, a predicted model, not a curated record